AUGGCGGCCCUUAGAGCUAGGUCCCCAGCAAUUGGAAGAAGCUACAUCAGGCCUCAGGGCCAGAUCCCACAACUGCCUGCCAUGAUAGUGGAGAAUGGGCACCAGGCUUAUCCAUACAAUGGGUUGUAUGAGAAUAGCUCCAUGUCAAAGCAUAGGGGACUCCCUUAUCCUUUCUGUGAAUGCAUCUUGUCUGGGGUCAAAUUUGUCAAGAUGUCCUCGUUCCAGAAGCACUUUGGACUUAAAUACAAAGAACUGUACCUGCAUAAAGAGCUUGAGAAGGUUCGCAAGAAGACUAAAAAGGAUUUUCUCCGAUUCAAGCAGAGCUUGGCUUCCAAGCCGGCUAUAGGUGAAGGCCCUGUCCAUCGUCACCAGCCUCCCAGUCCCCAAGCCCUAGGUCGGACCAGCCCUGGGGAAAGGGAGCACAUUUCCCAGGCUAGUCCCCGAAAGCCAUCAGGAUCACCACAGGUUAAAGGCCCUGGGGCGCCUGCUGCGGCCCCCUUGCAGAAGGCGCUCGGUGGAGCAGUGCGCUUCUCUGGCCCAGGGCGCUUCUCUGGCCCUGGCGAGACGGCCGCUCCCGUGAAGCCCCGGCCAUUUCGCCCCCAGGACUUUUACAUGCGGAGCUCCGCGUAUCUCCGGCACCCGCGCCAGAAGAAGCCGCCGGUCAUCGCCCCGGGGGCAGGCACGUCGAGGCCCGCGGCCCUGCUGCCACCGCCCGCAACACCCUUGAAGCUCAGGGCGCACCCGGGCAGGGGAAGCCCGCAGACGACGGCCUCCAGGCCCGUACCCGACUUGGUCCGGGGGCGCGACCCGGGCCGCGAGGUAGCUCUGCCCGCCGAGGUCCGCAAGGCCCAGCAGAGGCGGACCAGCUCCACGCCCAGCGAGGACAGCGACGCGGCGGCGGGCCGGCGGGGGAGAGUGAAGAUGCGCAGCCGCCCCUUGUGCGAGGUCUGUGAGCGGCAGGAAGCGGCCAGGCCAGACGCUUCCAAAACAGACCGCGAGAGCCUCCUGCCGAGCGACGCGCUGGAGGCGGGCCCGGCCCUGCUGCCGGCUGGAGUGAUCCCGACAUCCAUCGAGGAGAUCACAGCCUCGCUGCAGUCGGAGGCCCAGCUGGCCUCGGACCAGACCAUCAAAGAGCUCAUACAGAGUGUCCUCGGCCAGAACUACGACCUUAAAAUGGAAGAUGUUUCUUUAAUGGGAAAAAUGCAGUGGCAUAAAAUAUCUCAGGUGCAAGCAGAGCAAGGAUUACAGAAAAGUGCUGAGGAACUUCAAAUGAAAAGUCUGCUUGAGGAACUUCCUGGAGCUGUAUCGAGUAUUUUUCAGAUUGAACGAGAGGAUGAAUCUGAAUGGGGAGGCUCAGAAGCAGGAAGCAUAGUAUUUAAACCUCAGGAAAUUUCAGAAGUUCAGACAACAGAGGAGUCACAUAAACCUUCAGAAGAUCGACAGCCCAUAGGUGAUUCGAAAGCAGUCACGCGGUUGUCUUUAAAGCACACUUUAUAUUUUUUUAAAGGUGAAAUCAUCAGAAUUCUUACAAAUCAGAGGAAGAGAAGUUAAGAGAAAACGAAAAAGUAAAUCAGGAAUUCCACAACAGAAACCAAAAAAGUCUUUAAAACUUCCAUGGGAUAAAAAACUAUCCAAAAGAAUUCCACAAGAUCACCCUGUCGUUAACCAUCACGAGCUGUGCACCACUGUCCCAGCCCAGGGGCUACCCAUGGACUUGCGCCUGGUUUCUCGAGUGUAUCAUACAGCUGACAGAAAAGGCCACAAUACUAUCCUUGG
Molecule: messenger RNA, 1776 nt
Organism: Choloepus didactylus (southern two-toed sloth)
Lineage: Eukaryota; Metazoa; Chordata; Mammalia; Pilosa; Megalonychidae
Exons: 8
Coding region: 1-1551 (516 amino acids)
Source: RefSeq, a predicted model, not a curated record